UGAUAUGAAUACAUCAAUUGAAAAAUUAUUCAAGAAAAACUUUUUUAAUAAGGCAGACGAAAGCAUAGAAGAAGAAUUGCUGCUAAUUUCACCUGCGAAAUCCUCGGAGCUGCAAGCAAUAGUUAGAGUGGUUGGUUAUGGCAAAAUCUUGCAAAGGCUUGGCAGAGGAGCUUGUCAAGUGUCUUAGCGAGUCUGAUUGUAUUAAGGUGCAGAAGAGGUCAUUUAGGGAAUGUGCAGGGGAGACAACCCCUUGUAUACCUAGCGAUUGUGUUGGUCUAAGAGAAACAUACUUCAAUUGUAAGAGGGGCCAGGUUGAUAUGCGAGCCCGGAUUCGAGGAAACAAGGGAUAUUAGGUCGUGGAGCUGUGUAGGCAUCUCCUUGGAGCUAAAUGAAGUAAAUGGCAGCAAAAAAUCAUCAUAUACCAAAUUGAAUAAUGCAGCAUAAUCUUUUGUUGAUGGAAAAUUUUGGGUUUCUGGCAUCUUUAUCUAACAUCUGCCCUCAUGUCUACCCGCAUAACUGAGGAAGUUUUCUCAUGAGGGGAGUACUGAUGAUAUAGCUAUAUACAAGUCUUGUGUCGAGACUUAAUUGUUACGUUAAUGUAUGCGACACGUUCUCUA
Molecule: messenger RNA, 617 nt
Organism: Chenopodium quinoa (quinoa)
Lineage: Eukaryota; Viridiplantae; Streptophyta; Magnoliopsida; Caryophyllales; Amaranthaceae
Product: cytochrome c oxidase assembly factor 5-like
Exons: 3
Coding region: 138-353 (71 amino acids)
Biological process (GO): mitochondrial respiratory chain complex IV assembly
Cellular component (GO): mitochondrion
Source: RefSeq, a predicted model, not a curated record